Cladophialophora immunda is the source of this 2352-nucleotide messenger RNA. RefSeq lists its product as uncharacterized. Lineage: Eukaryota; Fungi; Ascomycota; Eurotiomycetes; Chaetothyriales; Herpotrichiellaceae. Gene Ontology annotation, cellular component: cell septum; cell periphery. Bases 1 to 2352 code for a protein of 783 amino acids. Gene Ontology annotation, molecular function: chitin synthase activity. The transcript is spliced from 3 exons. The record is from RefSeq and is a predicted model, not a curated record.
AUGGCCGAGCACAAAUCUCUUGGUGGCCCCUGGUCGAUACCUGAUAUCAUUUCUCUUGCCUUCAUUGGACCUAUCAUUCUUGCGGCUUUUCUCGAGUCUUUCUUGUGGGUGGCAGCUUUUUGUUAUUGCCUCGCAAAGGCAUACAUGAAGGCAGACCACUGGUCACAAAAGGUGCUGGCGGUGCUCCUGAUGGUGGCGUUUACCCUGCUCCGAGGUAUAUUCUUGCCGGUCAUGAUUGCGACGCUGCCUCUUCCACGGCAGCUCACGCAAUAUUUCCCUACUUUGAUGACAUCCAUCCUUCAGGAGUUCGCAUUCUAUUCCUUCGCGGCGAUGCUGGUGAUACCUUGGCUCUUCUGCGUCUAUCGACUAGUUGUGGUACCUCUUGGCCGGCAAAAAAGAGUCAAGUACACCCUUAAUGAGCUGACCGCCCCAAAGGUGGUUGUGGUCAUGCCCGUCUACAAGGAGCCGCCGGACUCGCUGUGGACAGCUCUGAAUUCCGUAGUUAGCUGCGACUACCCUGCUGCCUGCAUCCACGUAUUUGUCUCUUUCGAUGGCGAUGACAUUGAUGAGCUUUACCUGAAGACCAUCGAUCGCCUCGGCGUCCCUGUUACGUUAAAGGACUUUCCCAAAUCAAUUGAUGUGGCGUACAAUGGGGCACGCGUCACAGUGUCGAGGUUUCCACAUGGCGGGAAGCGACAUUGCCAAAAGGCUACUUUCCUCCUCAUCGACAAGAUCUACAAGCGGUAUCUCCAGGAGAAAGACGACCUCUUCAUCUUGUUCAUCGACUCCGACUGCAUCCUGGAUCCCGUGUGCAUUCAGAACUUUAUGUACGACAUGGAACUGAGACCUGGCAGCAAACACAAUAUGCUGGCGAUGACUGGUAUUAUCACAUCUUCCACGAAGAAGCACUCAUUCAUCACCUUGUUGCAGGACAUGGAGUACGUCCACGGCCAGCUGUUUGAAAGGUCUGUUGAAUCAGGCUGUGGCGCCGUAACAUGCCUGCCAGGGGCGUUGACUCUCCUUCGGUUUUCAGCAUUUCGAAACAUGGCACGGUUUUAUUUCUCGGACAAAGCGGAAGAAUGCGAGGAUCUAUUUGAUUACGCAAAGACACAUCUCGGCGAGGACCGAUGGCUGACACAUCUGUUCAUGCUUGGUGCCAAACAGCGGUAUCAGAUCCAACUGAGUACCAGUGCCUUUUGCAAGACCGAAGCGGUGCAAACAUUUCGGUCCCUGCUCAAGCAGCGGCGUCGGUGGUUUCUAGGGUUCAUCACCAACGAGGUUUGCAUGCUGACGGAUGGCCGCCUUUGGAGAAAGUAUCCCAUGCUCUGCUUUCUUCGAUUUGCCACUGUGAGCAUCCGGACGACGGCACUCCUCCUCUUGAUCACCAUUAUCGCGAUAUCAAGCACUUCAACGCGUGUGGAUUCAUUGCCCUGGGAGUUCAUGUGCAUCUCCUGCGGCUUGAACUGGUUGCUCAUGUUUUACUUUGCAAUCAGGCUGCACCGCUGGAAGGCUGCUCUGUAUCCGAUGAUGUUUAUGCUCAAUCCGUUCUUGAACUGGGUCUACAUGGUGUACGGUGUCUUCACAGCUGGGCAGAGAACGUGGGGCGGACCGAGAGCGGAUGCAGGAGCAGCAGAUGCAAAGGUGACACCACAGCAGGCCAUCGAACAUGCCAUUGCCACCGGAGACGACUUGAAUAUUGUUCCAGAAACCUUCAAGCCCGCCAUUGAAUUCCGACGGCGCCGUACCCGACCUUCAGCUCUCCAACCCUCGUCCAGCGUCGAGGGUCGAUUCUUUUCUGCCGAACAGGAACCAAGCCAGUUGCCGGAAAAUGAGACAGCCUCACCAACCCCGUCACGUACAAAUCUUGGCCAGCAGCAACAUCGAUACGAACAUGAGUCUCUUGACAUGAGCGAUUCAGAUAGUUUGUCCGUACACACGCCUAAAUGGAUCAACAGCUUUAGCGACGAGGAGGGAGGAAGCCGUCACAACCGAGCAGCCGACAUGGAUCGAAGACCGAGGAGCAUGGUCACCGACCCUCAGCGAUGCCCGAGAGAAGAUCGCUCGGCAACACGAAACACAAUGGCGGUCGUUCCAGGUUUGCAGGCCGAGAGGGAAGUGUACACACUCGCAGAAUCACCUGAUAUCCGGGGAACGACGAGAUAUCAGCAUGUUGACAACCGAAGUCCUUUGGGACGAAACAGUCCCAUGAUGGCCGUCGCUGCAGAGGAGGAUUUCCCUGUCCUGGGCGAAAAAGACAGUCCGAGCAUUGAGGAUAUCAGGGAAGCCAAGAGAAGGUCAUUGAAAAGGCAGCGGUUGCGGAAGAGAAGCCUGAGCCCAGGCAGGAUGGUGUAA